Messenger RNA from Coregonus sp. 'balchen', 20228 nucleotides. Lineage: Eukaryota; Metazoa; Chordata; Actinopteri; Salmoniformes; Salmonidae. The record is from the annotation of a GenBank genome assembly.
AUGCCUCUUUCACAAGGGAGCACUGCUUCACACAAUCUUGUCAGAUUACAAAGCUGUGUAUUUAUUAUCUCUGUACAUGUUUUUUUUAAACAACUAAUUUAAGUCAUAAAUAUCAAGUCUUGAAGAUAUGAAAUUGGGAAAAUAUUGGUAUAUCUCUAUAAUUUUUUGCAGGGAUCCUUUCUGCUACUGAUAACGCUGUCAAGUAACGCCACCUAUACAGUCCCAGCUGACCAAAAGCCAUGCGCCCUCCUCGGUGUCAGCUGUGCAGUGAUUGGACCAAGUGUCUUGCUCCUCAUCAAAAGCCUGUGGAAAAUAUUAUUCAAAGACUCAGAGAAACCAUCAAAGAAGACGGUCGUGUGGGUAAGCACCAGGUGUUCAAAAAUAACAUUAUUUAUUAUUGUUCCCCUAGAUAAUGACGUAUCAGGGACAGAUCUGCUAACUUGUGUUGUCUAGGUGAGCAAUGGGAACGUUGAUUGAGCCAGGUUCAUGUAAUUUAGUUUGGAAAUGGGGAUUAGAUGCUGCAGGGGAGUGGGGGAGCAUAGGAAAAUGUUGCCCUUUUAAAACUAAAGGGAUAUUGUGCUGGGUUUUUACCGCUAUCUUAAACAUUUUCUUACCUUGAGAGAGGUUUUGUCAAGUGUGCUUUUGUAAAUGACUUUAGGAUUACAUUUGUAUGUUACAAUACUGAUAAUUAGCUCCUGAGUGGCGCAGUGGUCUAAGGCACUGCAUCGCAGUGCAAAACUGUGCCACUAGAUCCUGGUUCGAAUCCAGGCUCUGUCGCAGCCGGCCGCGACCGGGAGACUCAUGGGCGGCGCACAAUUGGCCCAGCGUCGUCCAGGGUAGGGGAGGGAAUGGCCGGCAGGGAUGUAGCUCAGUUGAUAGAGCAUGGUGUUUGCAACGCCAGGGUUGUGGGUUCGAUUCCCACAGGGGGCCAGUAUAAAAUAAAUAAAAAUAUGUAAGUCGCUCUGGAUAAGAGCGUCUGCUAAAUGACUAAAAUGUAAAAAUGUAAAUGUAUAAUUAGUGAAAACACUGUCGUCAAUGAAGUUUUGCCUUAAAAUGACAAUUAAUAGUAUGUUAUGAAAGGGGAACAGCAUCGGAGAAUCUGUUUUUUGGUUACUGCAUGAUUCCAUAUGUGUUAUUUCAUAGUUUUGAUGUCUUCACUAUUAUACAAUGUAGAAAAUAGUAAAAACAAAGAAAAACCCUUGAAUGAGGGUGGUGUGUCCAAACUUUUGACUGGUACUAUAUAUAUAUAUCACACAUAUUCAGUGGUACAAAGUACAAAGUGGUCCUCUGUAGCUCAGCUGGUAGAGCACGGCGCUUGUAAUGCCAAGGUAGUGGGUUCGAUCCCUGGGACCACCCAUACACAAAAAAAAAUAAUUAUGCACGCAUGACUGUAAGUCGCUUUGGAUAAAAGCAUCUGCUAAAUGGCAUUUUAUUAUUAUUAUUACUUAAGUACAAAUAUUUGAAAGUACUACUUAAGUAGUUUUUUGGGGUAUGUCACGUCUCCUCCCAUUGCUCCCCUCCGGCGCUCUGAUUCGCCGGUCUACUAUUUAGCCCUGGACUGUUCUGGAUGAUAUUGUGUGUGAUUGUUAAGCUUCGUGUCGUUUACGCUAGCUUUGUUGUUUCUCUUGCUUAUUGUUAAGUAAACCUUGACCUUGUUAAUUCCUGCGUCCUGCCUCUUCGUAUACUCAGUACGUGUCACAGGGUAUCUGUACUUUACUUUACUAUUGACAUUUUUGACAACUUUUACUUCACUACAUUCCUAAAGAAAAGAUUGUACUUUUUACUCCAUACAUUUUCCCUGACACCUAAAAGUACUCGUUACAUUUUGAAUGCUUAGCAGCACAUGAAAAUGGUCCAAUUCACACACUUAUCAACAGAACAUCCCUGGUCAUCCGUACUGCCGGACUCAUUAAACACACAUUUACAUUUUAGUCAUUUAGCAGACGCUCUUAUCCAGAACGACUUACAGGAUUAAUUAGGGUUAAGUACCUUGCUCAAGGGCACAUCGACAGAUUUUUCACCUAGUCGGCUCGGGGAUUAGAACCAGCGACCUUUCAGUUACUGGCACAACGCUCUUAACCACUAAGCUACCUGCCUCCCCAUACUUCAUUAGUAAAUUAUGUCUAAUUGUUGGAGUGUGCCCCUGGCUAUCCGUAAAUUUAAAAAAACAAGAAAAUGGUGCCGUCUGGUUUGCUUAAUGUAAGGAAUUUGAAAUGAUUUAUACUUUCACUUUUACUUUUGAUACUUAAGUACAUUUUAGUGUCUACAUUUACUUUUGAUACUAAAGUAUAUUUAAAACCAAAUACUUUUAGACUUUUACUCAAGCAUUAUUUUACUGGGUGACUGUCACUUUUACUUGAGUCAUUUUCUAUUAAGGUAUCUUUACUUUUACUCAAGUGCACAUAUUUAACCUAAUUAUUUGGGUAGGCACAAAACUACCUCCAUAUUUUCGGGAUGUCUCAUGGUCUGACAAAUACCGCUCUAGCUCUGGCACCUUUCACCGCAGAUGCGUAAGUGUGAUAUCGGUGUAUGCGGUGGAUUGAGACGCAUCCAAAAACAGAACUGUAUCUCUAGCUUAAACUGACUUUUUAUGGGAAUUGUUUUAUUAUGCUAAUUUAAAAAUAUGCGGGGUGCGGACAUUGACGUUAGGGAGUUAAGGCCAGAUCGUUGUGUUUCCUUUUUAUUUAAUGAACAGUAUGGGUUAUUUUAUAUUAGUUUCCCUUCAUCCUUUAGCAUUCCAUUUGCUUGCGUUUAAUUGAUACUAUUGUAAUUCUGAUAAUGUAACAUUUUCCAGGUACUGUGUGUCGAAUUCCUGGUGGCAAUGGGGACAGCGGAUCUCACCAUCAUUGCCAUGCCAUUCUUCGGCAUCAUGACCAAUGUGAUGAUGCUGAACAGCGUCAGCAUCCUGUCCUCCGUCUUCCAGGUGGGCGCUCAGUGCGUUGCGAGGGAGAGGAAACGAUUCAUAGUGCCCCCAAUCAUCUCAAUAGUCCUCAUACUGUCAGGCUACGUGCUCUUCAUCCUCAGUUACCUGCUGUUGAAAGAAGAUAGGGGGAUGAACGUCUGGAUCGGACUGGCAAUAGUGGGGACCAUCUUUGUCUCGCUGAACUGGUGGGAGAACUACUGCACCCUCUUCAAAAUCUCCUUCCUGAACAGUAUAUCCGAAGACAUAGCGAGAUCCAGGAAUGUGGUGAACAUCCUUUCCAGUCUGGUCCGGAUUCUGGUCACUGCAGCCGUGGUGGGGGCAUACGUCCCUCUGUCUGACAGAGUCUGGUCAUCGGUGACAUCAGUUCCAGAGAAUGUGGGGUUGGUGAUCCUGAUCUUGGUGGCCAUCCAGAUAGUGUCCUCCGCUCUGUGCCAUUGGUUCGUGGUGGUGGCCUGCAAAAUGCACGCCAUGCGGCGAAGCUUCCUGUUACCCAUGUACCUGGCCUCCUUAGGUGUUCUGGCAACGUUCGUAGCUCCUGUCAUUAUCUUCUUCCAGAACUCAAGUGACCCCAGAGGCGCUAACUACACCAUCACAGAGUACUGCGAUGACAUCACAUAUGGCAGGGGCCUACGCGGCGAUACUGUCUGGUUUGAAAGGCUAGUCAGGGACAUCACCCAUACCCUCUGUCCCCAGGACAUGACCAACCUAACAGAAAUGGUCCUCUUGGGAGGCUCUGCACUCUGCUGGUGGUUGGGUUGGAUGCUGUGUACUAUGUACAUCUGGACCCUCCGGCUUCAGCGCAUCGAGAGGACCCAGGAUCUGUUUGUGCGGAGGAUAUACGAGGGGGCCUUUCUGGAACAGUCCAUACUGCUCAACACACGUUUUGAGAUUCAGAGGAAGAAAAAAUUGUAAGAUUAUUGUAAAUUCUGUGGAGGGUGGGAGAGUUUUGUAUGUAUGUGCAUGAGAGAGAGUGCCAAAUUACGAUUCUAACGUUUCCUCCCGCCACAGGCAAACUGACCCAGUCACAGUGUACCUGUGUGCAACAAUGUGGCAUGAGAACUAUGACGAAAUGACGAAAAUGAUCAUCUCAAUGUUCAGGUACAGUCUGACGUUUUUACAUGAUUUAGAACGACACAAUUGGCAGAGUUAGCAGCUUUUUAAUGCAAAUUGUGUGUUUUUUAUUUGUUUCUUUACCAGGCUGGACAAAUACAGGCCAAGGAAUAACCCCACCAAUGAUGUGAGCUUCGAGUCCCACAUUUACUUUGAUGAUGCUUUUAAAGAUGUGAAAGGUAGUAAAGAACGACAUGUGAACGAAUACGCAGAGGACCUGGUGGAGGUUAUCCGAGAGGUUUACAAGUAAGCAGUGCAAAAAAAUUUCACAAAUGAUGAUCCAAUAUACACAGAAUUAACUGCGUAUAUACUUCAUGUAAUGUAAAAUCUGUAAAGAAAUUAAUACAUGAUAUGUAUGAUAUCAUAAUAUAAAUGUACUAGAAAAAACGAGACAUUUAUCAAUAAGAAGGAAAAAAAUUAAGAAACCACAUAUUCCCCUGAAAACCACCAGGGGAUGCUCUGCCCACAUUCUCCACCACUUGUAACAAAUCGCCAUGAAUGUGGUUGUUCGUUGAAGUGUGUGCCUAACAAAAAACUCGAGGAGGAGAACUGGAAUGAUGUCCAAACUAAUGAUGUUAAAAACCUUUACGCAAUCAAAUAAAAACACAUGGGCAGUGGGGAAAAACAUUUUUAAAAAAGGGUAAAAAGUUUGGUCUAAAGUAAGCAUAAAAACCUAAUGGGACUUUCCAUGACAAUGUCAUCAGGGUAAAUGGUCACUUCAGGGAACGCGCACAGUGGACAUCUCCUCUGAUCGUAGACAGGUGCUGGAUUGAGGCCAAGGGGCAUCUGGUGUAGUGAAAAAUACUUGAAUGCGUCAAAGCAGUGAGUUUGGUCCCUACUGCUGGGGUGCUCAGUGUGCUAAUGUAACUCAGUCCCAGCACUGCUAACUCAGUGUACACUGCAGACAUAACAGUACAGGUGAGAAUAAUGAUGUACACCAACUUUCCCUCAUUUCAACCUUCGAACCUCAGUAGCUUCAACAAGGAGGAUUCAUGCAUCUUCAGAGAGAACCCACCCCUCCCAUGCCAGAGGAUCCUGCACACCCCUUACGGAGGUCGACUGGAGUACACUCUCCCUUAUGGCAACCUGCUGAUGGUGCACUUUAAGGACAAGCUACUGAUCCGCCACAAGAAGAGAUGGUCUCAGGUGAGACAAUGCUGUCAAUAUACAGUUUACAAUGUGUUUGUGAAAGGUUUAACACUAUUUCAUCUUUGAUAGUACAAUCAUGAAGCUAUGAAUAAAAGUUGGAAAUAAAGUUGGAUGAUGAAGUUGGAUUAGACAUAAAACCAUAGACUUGAUUAGUUCACUCACUGUUGCAGAUUAUGUACUUGUACUACAUUCUCGGCUGGCGCCUCACCAGGAAGUAUUUCAAGAAGUUUGAGCUGGGUGAAGAUGAGAGCAAGCUGAGGGAAACGAUGAUGGUAAGCAACACAAACAAUACACAAUUACUCCUUCUAUUUCUAGCAUCCAUACUUGUUUAAAUUGUUAAAUUAUUCUUAUGUAGGAAAUGGGACUGAUACUUUGGAUUUUGUUAGAAGGAGAAGGACAAUACCUACCUCCUGGCUUUGGAUGGGGAUACAGACUUCCAGCCCUCUGCUGUAAUGCUCCUGAUAGAUCGACUGAAACGUUAUCCACAUGUGGGUGCGGCAUGUGGGAGGAUUCACCCGACAGGCACAGGUAUGAAUUGUAAUAAGAAUCAAAUGAUUGUUAGGGAGAUGUCAUAUCUAAUAGACAGUCACAACUUAACAAUGUACCCGGACCAUUUUUUGGAUUUAAUUGUUAAUUGGAUGUACUCACCAACCAAGACUAUUUAAGUUUAAGUUAGAGCACAAUGGUACCAUAUUUUUUUCACUAUAUGUACCCGGCCCUAAAAACAAUAUUGUAUGUGAACACUAUAUGUACAGUUAGGGUUUAAUUUACAUAAUUUAUGGCCACUAUUAUACAGAUAUCUACUCAGGUCCUAUGGUCAAAUGGAAUAAAAUGUGUUUAAAGUACAUUUAAAAUCAUAACUUUUUACAAUAUAGCAAUAGAGAUAAAAGACAAGAAUAAGUCCUAUGGUGUGCUAUCAAACGUUGGAUCAUUCUGUUAUAUUGCCCCAGGUCCUAUGGUGUGCUAUCAAACGUCGGAUCAUUCUGUUAUAUUGUUCCAGGUCCUAUGGUGUGCUAUCAAACGUCGGAUCAUUCUGUUAUAUUGUUCCAGGUCCUGUGGUGUGCUAUCAAAUGUCGGAUCAUUCUGUUAUAUUGCCCCAGGUCCUAUGGUGUGCUAUCAAACGUCGGAUCAUUAUGUUAUAUUGUCCCAGGUCCUAUGGUGUGCUAUCAAACGUCAGAUCAUUCUGUUAUAUUGCCCCAGGUCCUAUGGUGUGCUAUCAAACGUCGGAUCAUUCUGUUAUAUUGCCCCAGGUCCUAUGGUGUGCUAUCAAACGUCGGAUCAUUCUGUUAUAUUGCCCCAGGUCCUAUGGUGUGCUAUCAAACGUCGGAUCAUUCUGUUAUAUUGCCCCAGGUCCUAUGGUGUGGUAUCAGAAGUUUGAGUAUGCGGUGGGCCACUGGCUUCAGAAGACUGCAGAGCACGUGUUUGGUUGCGUGCUCUGCAGCCCCGGCUGCUUCAGUCUGUUCAGGGGCGCAGCCCUCAUGGACGACAACGUCAUGAAGAGAUACACCACUAAGUCCACAGAGGCUAGCCACUACAUACAGUACGAUCAAGGUAAAUCUUUAUUCCUGGACAACACUCACUCGAAGAACACAGCCACUUCUCUGUGCAGUACUCUCUUGUCUACAGUACCUCCCUCUGCUCUGUCACAGGUGAAGACCGCUGGCUGUGCACUCUCCUGCUGCAGCAGGGCUGGAGGGUGGAGUACAACGCUGCGUCCGAUGCCUACACCAACGCCCCCCAGGACUUCAAGGAGUUCUAUAACCAGCGGCGGCGCUGGGGGCCCUCUACCAUGGCCAACACCAUCGAUCUGCUGGGCUCAGGGUCUCUGACCUCCCAGAGGAACAGCUCCAUCUCCAAACCCUUCAUCCUCUACCAGAUUCUCAGCAUGGUUGCCUCCAUCCUAGGCCCGGCCGCAAUCUGCCUAAUGAUCUCAGGUAUCCUGCCUGUCAGGGGCCUCAUACAGCUCAAGCUUUGGGGUAGUUUGUUGUUGGAAUGUAACAGGAAACAAACAUGUUGUAAACUGAAGGAAGAUGAUUAUUGUUCAUAAUAAUUCUGGUCCUCUCCCUUUUUCAGGAAGCUUGUCGUUCAUACUGCACAUCAAUCCCAAAUACGCUCUGUUACUUGCAACAGCGCCCCCUGUGGUGUACCUGUUGCUGUGCUUCAAGCUGAAAUCGGACACACAGAUCGCCAUAGCAGCCGUCAUGAGCGUCUUGUACGCUUUCCUCAUGAUAGGAACCGCUUUGUCCAUCAUAGGUAAAUGAUGACAAUAAACUUAAUCUCAAUCAACACAAAGCAGAACCUCAAGAAUACAAACCUCAGAGUUACAUACUGCUUUCUCGGUCAUUAUGUUAACUAUCUCUGUUCAUCUCAGGUUCUAUGGUUGACCAGCAGACCAUUUGGAUUCCUAGCGGCCUGUUUAUCAUAGGCCUGGUGCUGAUUAACAUCAUCACAGCAGCGCUCCACCCCAAGGAGUUCCAUCUGGUCAUCUACGGCAUCCUCUACUUCAUCUCUAUCCCCAGUGGCUACCUCCUGCUGACCAUCUACUCAAUGGUCAACUUGAACAAUGUGUCCUGGGGCACUCGGGAGACAGGUGGCCAAAUCGCUGCAACAUCACCAGCCAAGGCCAUCACACAGCGCAUCCUACAGGCCAAGUGCUGCAAGUUUCUCUGCUGGGACAGUGGCAAAGUUGCAGACCAGAAUGACCAGGUGCCAAAAACUGUUGUGAUGGCUGAUAAGCCAAAGGUGAACCAUGUUCUGACCUCUCAGGACAAUAACAGGUAAUGACAUUUUGAGUGUCUGAAGUGUUAAUAUGAUCUCACCAGCAUAGUAUUUGGAUCUGUAUUUGUUCUAAGCAUAACUCCAAUGUUCAAAGUAAAAUACUUGUCAGAACCCCAAUUUGUGCAAGUCCUAAUACUCCAAGGUUAUAUGUGCAUUCCACAAGGCUCAGUUUCGGGAGUGUUUUAUGAUUUGCAUAUACAAAAUAUAACAUCUAACUUAGUUUAAAUCUUUCUCUUAAAAUGUGUCUUUUUCAUUUUCUCCUCUUUUGAUGUGUGUAUUGAGACAGUUGUGUGGAAUGCACACCAAAUAAUGUUGGAUUUCUUUCAAUCUAGGAUUGUGGAAUUCCGUUCUUAUCAGUAUACUGAACAAAGUGAGUAUAUUUUUUUUAUAGAUCUAUUACAAUCUUUCCACUGUGUGAAUUUAAGAUAAAGACAUUAAAAUAUUAUCUUACAAAGUGACACACACAUUUAGAUUUCACCUAGUAACCUUUAAUAUGCACACUGUGUUAACUAUGUCCCUUCUUCUUUGUGCUGGUACUGAUACUCCCUGUAUAUACAGUUGAAGUUUACAGUUGAAGUCGGAGGUUUACAUACACCUUAGCCAAAUACCUUUAAACACAGUUUUUCACAAUUCCUGACAUUUAAUCCUAGUAAAAAUUCCCUUUCUUAGGUCAGUUAGGAUCACCACUUUAUUUUAAGAAUGUGAAAUGUCAGAAUAAUAGUAAAGAGAAUGAUUUAUUUCAGCUUUUAUUCAUUUCAUCACAUUCCCAGUGGGUCAGAAGUGUCACGAUCGUCUGAGGAAACGGACCAAUACGCAGCGCGUGGAGUGAACAUGAUGACUUUAUUUAAAUAAAAGCAACCACGAAAACAACAACCAAAUGACGAUAGUGAAGUCCUACAGUGACUAUGACUGAACCUGGAACAAAAACCCACAAUUCCCACAGGAAAACAUUCAGAUAAAUAUGGCUCCCAAUCAGAGAUAACGAGCCGACAGCUGACACUCGUUACCUCCGAUUGGGAGUCAUAGACCAAACCUAGAAAUGAAGCCAACAGAAAAGCAAACAUAGAAAUACACCCAAACCCAACAUAACAAAAUACACCCUGGCUCAAAUACAAAAGUCCCGGAGCCAGAGUGUCACAGUACCCCCCCCUAAAGGUGCGAACUCCGGGCGCACCAGCAUACAGUCUAGGGGAGGGUCUGGGUGGGCGUCUGUCCACGGUGGCGGUUCUGGCCCUGGUCGUGGUCCCCACCCCACCUUAGUCACUAUCCGCUUCCGUAGCCUCCUCCACAUGACCACCCCCCAACUAAACCCCACUGGAUUAAGGGGCGGCACCGGACUAAAGGGCAGCACCGGACUAAGGGGCAGCACCGGACUAAGGGGCAGUACCGGACUAAGGGGCAGCACCAGGAUAAGGGGCAGCACCGGGCUAAGGGACAGCACCGGACUCAAUGGCGGAUCCUGGCUGGCUGGCUCUGGCGGAUCCUGGCUGGACGGCUCUGGCGGAUCCUGGCUGGACGGCUCAUGGCUGGCUGAAGGAUCUGGCUGCUCAUGGCUGGCUGACGGAUCUGGCUGCUCAUGGCUGGCUGACGGAUCUGGCUGCUCAUGGCUGGCCGACGGAUCUGGCUGCUCAUGGCUGGCCGACGGAUCUGGCUGCUCAUGGCUGGCCGACGGAUCUGGCUGAUCCUGUCUGGCCGAAGGCUCUGGCUGAUCCUGUCUGGCGGAAGGCUCUGGCUGAUCCUGUCUGGCGGAAGGCUCUGGCUGAUCCUGUCUGGCGGAAGGCUCUGGCUGAUCCUGUCUGGCGGAAGGCUCUGGCCGAUCCUGUCUGGCGGAAGGCUCUGGCUGAUCCUGUCUGGCGGAAGGCUCUGGCUGAUCCUGUCUGGCGGAAGGCUUUAGCGGCUCCGGUCUGGCGGACGGCUCUGAAGGCUCAUGGCAGACGGGCGGCUUUGCAGGCUCAGUACAGACGGGCAGUUCAUGCAGCGCUUGGCAGACGGACAGUUCAGACGGCGUUGGGCAGACAGGCAGUUCAGGCGCCGUUGGGCAGACGGGCAGUUCAGGCGCCGUUGGGCAGACGGGCAGUUCAGGCGCCGUUGGGCAGACGGGCAGUUCAGGCGCCGUUGGGCAGACGGCCGACUCUGGCCGGCCGAGACGCACUAUAGGCCUGGUGCGUGGUGCCGGAACUGGUGGUCCCGGGCUGAGGACACGCAUCUCAGGGCUAGUGCGGGGAGUAGCAACAGGGCAUGCUGGACCCUGGGGACGCACAUAAGGCCUAGUGCGUGGUGCCGGAACUGGUGGUCCCGGGCUGAGGACACGCAUCUCAGGGCUAGUGCGGGGAGCAGCAACAGGGCACACAGGACUCUGGGGACACACAGGAGGCUUGGUGCGUGGUGUAGGCACUGGUGGUACUGGGCUGGAGCGGGGAGGUGGCGCCGGAAAUACCGGACCGUGCAGGCGUACUGGCUCCCUUGAGCACUGAGCCUGCCCAACCUUACCUGGUUGUAUACUCCCCGUCGCCCGACCAGUACGGGAAGGAGGAAUAACCCGCACCGGGCUAUGUAGGCGAACCGGGGACACCAUGCGUAAGGCUGGUGCCAUGUAAGCCGGCCCGAGGAGACGCACUGGUGGCCUGAUGCGUUGGGCCGGCUUCAUGACAUCCGGCUCAACGCUCAAUCUAGCCCGGCCGAUACGUGGAGCUGGAAUGUACCGAACCGGGCUAUGCCUGCGUACAGGAGACACCAUGCGCUCUACUGCGUAACACGGUGUCUGCCCGUACUCUCGCUCUCCACGGUCAGUCCAGGGAGUAGGCGCAGGUCUCCUACCUGACUUCGCCACACUCCCUUUAAGCCCCCCCCCAAUAAAUUUUUGGGUAGUACCCACGGGCUUCCAGCCUUGACUCCGUGCUGCCUCCUCAUACCGCCUCCUCUCGGCUUUAGCUGCCUCCAGCUCUUCACGAGGGCGGCGAUAUUCUCCCGGUUGUGCCCAAGGACCCUUUCCAGCCAGUAUCUCCUCCCAUGUCCAUGAAUCCUUUGGAGCUGGGUCCUGUUGCCGCUUGACACGCUGCUUGGUCCUCUUAUGGUGGGUUUUUCUGUCACGAUCGUCUGAGGAAACGGACCAAUACGCAGCGCGUGGAGUGAACAUGAUGACUUUAUUUAAAUAAAAGCAACCACGAAAACAACAACCAAAUGACGAUAGUGAAGUCCUACAGUGACUAUGACUGAACCUGGAACAAAAACCCACAAUUCCCACAGGAAAACAUUCAGAUAAAUAUGGCUCCCAAUCAGAGAUAACGAGCCGACAGCUGACACUCGUUACCUCCGAUUGGGAGUCAUAGACCAAACCUAGAAAUGAAGCCAACAGAAAAGCAAACAUAGAAAUACACCCAAACCCAACAUAACAAAAUACACCCUGGCUCAAAUACAAAAGUCCCGGAGCCAGAGUGUCACAAGAAGUUUACAUACACUCAAUUAGUAUUUGGUAGCAUUGCCUUUAAAUUGUUUAACUUGGGUCAAACGUUUCGGGUAGCCUUCCAGAAGCUUCCCACAAUAAGUUGGGUGAAUUUUGGCCCAUUCCUCCUGACAGAGCUGGUGUAACUGAGUCAGGUUUGUAGGCCUCCUUGCUCGCACACACUUUUUCAGUUCUGCCCACACAUUUUCUAUAGGAUUGAGGUCAGGGCUUUGUGAUGGCCACUCCAAUACCUUGACUUUGUUGUCCUUAAGCCAUUUUGCCACAACUUUGGAAGUAUGCUUGGGGUCAUUGUUCAUUUGGAAGAACUAUUUGCGACCAAGCUUUAACUUCCUGACUGAUGUCUUGAGAUGUUGUUUCAAUAUAUCCACAUAAUUGUCCUUCCUCAUGAUGCCAUCUAUUUUGUGAAGUACACCAGUCCCUCCUGCAGCAAAGCACCCCCACAGCAUGAUGCUGCCACCCCCGUGCUUCACGAUUGGGAUGGUGUUCUUCGGCUUGCAAAUGUAUCCCCUUUUUCCUCCAAACAUUACGAUGGUCAUUAUGGCCAAACAGUUCUAUUUUUGUUUAAUCAGACCAGAGGACAUUUCUCCAAAAAGUACAAUCUUUGUCCCCAUGUGCAGUUGCAAACCGUAGUUUGGCUUUUUUAUGGCGGUUUUGGAGCAGUGGCUUCUUCCUUGCUGAGCGGCCUUUCAGUUUAUGUCGAUAUAGGACUUGUUUUACUGUGGAUAUAGAUACUUUUGUACCCGUUUCCUCCAGCAUCUUCACAAGGUCCUUUGCUGUUGUUCUGGGAUUGAUUUGCACUUUCCACACCAAAGUACGUUAAUCUCUAGGAGACAGAACGCGUCUCCUUCCUGAACGGUAUGACGGCUGCGUGGUCCCAUGGUGUUUAUACUUGCGUACUAUUGUUUGUACAGAUGAACGUGGUACCUUCAGGCAUUUGGAAAUUGCUCCCAAGGAUGAACCAGACUUGUGGAGGUCUACAAUUUUUUUUCUGAGGUCUUGGCUGAUUUCUUUUAAUUUUCCGAUGAUGUCAAGCAAAGAGGCACUGAGUUUGAAGGUAGGCCUUGAAAUAAAUCCACAGGUACACCUCCAAUUGACUCAAAUGAUGUCAAUUAGCCUAAUCAGAAGCUUCUAAAGCCAUGACAUCAUUUUUUGGAAUUUUCCAAGCUGUUUAAAGGCACAGUCAACUUAGUGUAUGUAAACUUCUGACCCACUGGAAUUGUGAUAUAGUGAAUAAUGAUAAUCUGUCUGUAAACAAUUGUUGGAAAAAUUACACAAAUGCACAAAGUAGAUGUCCUAACCGACUUGCCAAAACUAUAAUAUGUUAACAAGAAAUUGUAAUUUUAACGAGUUUUAAUGACUACAACCUAAGUGAAUGUAAACUUCCGACUUCAACUGUAGUUCCAUUCUUGUGUAUUUUAUUUGAUUCCUCGUGUUAGUUACUAUUUUAUUUUAUUUUAUAAUUUUUUUAACUGCAUCGUUGGAAAAGGUUCGUCAGCAAGCAUUUCACUGUCAUAAAGUCUACACCAGUUGUAUUCGGCGCAUGUGAUCAAUAAGAUUUUAUUUGAUUCUUUGUAUCUACAGACUGGGUAACACAACUGCAGAAUAAGUCCUAUGACUUCCCUCUAAAUGAAUAUUUUCUUGUGAAGGUAGAGUGUUCUUAUUCUAUGUCUAACAUAAUAUGAUAGUAUUCCUGAAUAACAUUAAAGUAACAAGAUGCAUUUACAGGCCUACAUAUACAUAUAGAUUAUGGGGAUAAAGUAGACUAAUUGUCUAACCACUCCAGAUUGUUGUUAUAUCCAGAAUCACAUAUGUUUGACUGUAGAUAUCUGACUUAACUAUUUAAUAAGUGUCUCUUGGUGUGCUUCAGGAAGAGGAGGACUUUUGGAGAGAGCUCCAGAAGGUCUAUUUGGAACCUCUGGCUGAGGAUAAAGAAAAACAGAAGAAAAUCACAAAUGACCUAAAGGAACUGAGAAAUAAGGUAUGCUGGAUGCAUAGCUGUUUUGAGUGGGUGGUGCUAGGGGGGUGGGGGAGAACUCCCCUUUAUGACAAAGCAUUGCAUGCAUCUAUAAUCAGUAUAUAAACGGAGUUUACCAAACAUUAGGAACACCUUCCUAAUAUUGAGUUGCAACCCCCCUUUUGCCCUUAGAAUAGCUUCAAUUCGUUGGGGCAUGGACUCUAAAAAGGUGUCGAAAGCGUUCCACAGGGAUGCUGGCCCAUGUUCAGUACAAUGCUUCCCACAGUUGUGUCAAGUUGGCUGGAUGUCCUUUGGGUGGUGGACCAUUCUUGGUACACAUGGGCAACUGUUGAGUGUGAAAAACCCAGUAGCGUUGCAGUUCUUGACACAAACCGGUGCGCCUGGCAUCAACUACCAAAGCCACUUAAAUAUUUUGUCUUGCCCAUUCACCCUCUGAAUGGCACACAUACACAACUCAUGUAUCAAUUGUCUCAAGGCUUAAAAAUCCUUCUUUAACCUGUCUCCUCCCCUUCAUCUACACUGAUUAAAGUGGAUUUAACAAGUGACAUCAAUAAGGGAUCAUAACUUUCACCUGGAUUCACUUGGUCAAUCUGUCAUGGAAUGUGUUUGUAUACUCAGUGUGUAUAUAUAUAUUAUUGGCUACAGUAGGCUAGUAAAUAACUUUCCAGUGACACUGACUCACCCAAUGAUGCGAUGAAGCCUAGGCUUCUCACCGGUGAUGGCCGGUUAGUGGAUAAGCUACUUCGAAAAACAUUUAUGUCUGCUUUUCGAUCAGAAUCACUCAAAAGUUGAGAAAAAUAUUGUUAGCUACUACAGACAAAUGAGUCUUCUCUUUUCAGCAGUAGGCAUUUGCUUUCCAAACUGAAACUGUAUGUUUUUCUUGCGAUUGUAUUUAGACAUUUGUGAAAGGCAAACUGACAGCCGCAACCAACCAUAGAAAUAUAAUCUGUAGAAAUGCUAGCUAUUAAAAUCAGUUCAAAUAACAACAUUAGGGGAUUAAUCCAAGGCUUAAAAACGAAGGUGUCCAUGAAUGCUGAUGACUCAAGUUUUAUAUUUUAUAUGUCUCAUUGAAGAUCUAGAUAACUUUUCUGGCCUCUCUAGACUAAAAGUGUACCAUAUUACGUAUUGAAUCUUUAAAAGACAACUUUUACGUUUACCUAUAAAAUGGGCUGAUGGUGAAGUAUAUAAAUAAUUACACUGAUUAACUCGUUAGUCAUAUCUCAGUUUACUCAUUUACUUAUGGCGCAGCCUACUACUUAAGCGAAUAUUUCGCUUUAUCUGGGAUGCUAAACCAGACAAGAUAAAGCGUGCCUAUCUAUAUAAUGAAUGCGAGGAUACAGAAUCAAUAGACCGUUUGUUCUGGUAUUGCCCUCAGGUAGCCUGUUUCUGGUCUCAGGUUCAGGAAUUGCUGAAAAAGCGUAACGUUAAUUGAAAAUUGACCCUAGAAUUAGGAUUGUUGGGAGAUUUGGAGAGACCUGGUCAGUCAAUUAUUAAUAUACUAAUACUCUUAGUAAAAGUAUCUAUCUUCAACUCGCAAUCUGUGGAUUCUAUUCGAUUAGAUAGAUUAAAAUUGUGUGUAAAAAAAUCGCAACAUAGUUGAAAGAUACACUGCUCAUCGAACGUCUCAUUCAAAAAUCUUGAAUGGUUGAGGGGAAGCUCUCAGGGGGAACUGUGGGGGGAUCCUGGAUGGUUGGUGGCCUGGCGGUUGGAAGUACAAUGUUGGGUGGGGGAUCUGUCGAUGUGCCCUUGGGCGGGUCGCUUGACCCUGGUUGCUCCUGUGGGUCGCUCUGGAUGGGAGCGUCUGCUAUAAGACUCAAAUGUGAUGUAAAUGUUGAGCGGCUUCACUGCAGGUAGAUUGUAUGUUAAAUAAAUAAAUAAAUUAUAUAUACAGUACCAGUCAAAAUUUUGGACACACCUACUUAUUCAAGGGUUUUUCUUUAUUUUUACUAUUUUCCACAUAGUAGAAUAAUAGUGAAGACAAAGCUGUCAUCAAGGCAAAGGGUGGCUACUUUGAAGAAUCUCAAAUAUAAAAUAUAUUUUGAUUUGUUUAACACUUUUUUUGUGACUACAUGAUUCCAUAUGUGUUAUUUCAUAGUUUUGAUGUCUUCACUAUUAUUUUACAAUGUAGAAAAUAGUAAAAAAAAAAAAAAAAAAUAAUAAUAUAUAUAUAUAUAUAUAUAUAUAUAUAUAUAUAUAUAUAUGGCAGUUCACAAUCAAGUCAGGACUGGCAGCCAUUGCUAGUGUACCCAUGAGUUUAACAGUCAAAGUGCCAGUGUUAGAGGUUCCAAAACCCUUCUAUGGAUUAUAUGUCUAUGGCCACAACGCAACAAGCUAUUCUAUAUUUGGCACCCGCUGCCCAAAUUGCAGCCUUUCCAACUGUAAGUGCUAAGUGCUUGUGAUAAAACUAUUUUUGUGGCUAAAUUAUGCUCUCUGGUGUAGUAUUUCUAAUUAUUUUAUUUAUGUCUGUUCAGACUGCAGUAAUAUAAUUUGUGACCGACCGGCUCGAUGUCAUGUAGCAAAAUUGGAAGUGGUGUUUUUUACAUUGGAUAAAAGUAGAGACUCAGAGCUAGAAAAUGAUAUAUCAUACACUACAGCUGAGGAACAAUGGGAAAGUAAUUCUGCUUUGAAAGUUAAUAAACUUGUAACCCCACUUUUGGGUCCCUUGAAUGUUUUGGUACACCUGCUGGAGAGCUCUUCUUUAUCUACACCCAUUCAGCAUCAUUCACACCCUCUUAAGCCUUAGCCCUACCCAUCUCUUUAAGGAUUCACAUGUGAGGUGAUGUGCUACAAAGAGUGACUACUAAAUAGUGACUACUAAAAGACUAAAGGCUGAUUUAUACUAUGUUUAUCGUCAUGUCUGUAGACAGUUGUCGCAGUGACAUCAUGAACAUUCUAUUGUCGUCCGACAUCAAACUUGUCGUUAUGAAAAAGUAUAAACACAAAAAUGACACGCUGCAUGACAUCAGCAGCCUGGUGGUCCAAAAUAGCAUAACUGGUGUAUUUUAACACCAAUAACCCAUCCGUUUUAAAAUUAAUUUAGUAUAUUUCAAUCUAGCAAACCAGGGAACUAAAAGCACCUCUCUAAACAAUGUUUUGGUUAGUUUUUAACUUAGAUGGCUAGCCAGUUCAAAUACUGACCAUAUCAUAUAGCUUACAAUGUCUUAACUUUAGCUAAUUUGUAUUCAUUAUUACAGGAAAAUAAAUUCACAACAAGAUCCUUAUUUACAAGUUAAUGGCGAGCUAAUGACAGAAAAAUGCUUACGGUUGUUAGUGUGACAAAAUAAAAGCAAGGCAUUCUACCGGAGAAUUUUAGAACUUGGACAUUGUCUCAUUGGCCUAAUGUUGACUUUGAUGCAGGUCAUGUUUUUCUUCACAUUACCGUCUCUGGUAAACACACACUAUAUCAAAUAAAAUCUAAGUUUAUUUGUCACAUGCACAGGAUACAGAAGGUGUACAGGUACAGUGAAAUGGUUACUAGUAUAGUGGAGUCUUUUAGCUAGCUAGAUAAACAAUUAACCAUAAUCCCAACUCAUAACGUUACUACCAUGCAUUAAUCUGUAGCUAAAGCUAACCAACUAGGUUCAAUGUUAGCUAGCUAGCUAACUUUGGGCUAUAAUUAGCAAUGCAAAUGGCUCUGAGAUACAAAUAAUAUUACUACACAGAUCAUACACGUAACGUUAGCUAGUGAGCCAGCCAGCUAACGUUAGCUAGCUAGCUAACCCAACGCUUUAACUUGCAAUGAAAACAACUUUCUGACAAAAUUUGAAAUGUAUAAUAUCUGAAAAUGUAGCUAGCUAGACUCUCUUACCUGUAUACAUGUAUGAAUGCUUCUCCCUCUCUGUCACGGAUGCCAUGGUUGCCCUUAGUUUGAAGUUGUAAUCCGGAGACAGGUGUUUUAUACAACAGCUUUCUGUGUGUUCUCUUUUCGACUCCCUCCGCAUAUUUGCAAUCCGAUGCCAGAAUUCUAUCCAUCUCAUUAGCUAUCAUACUCUGCUUCCACUGGGCAUUCCACUGAUUUCAAAACUCGGUCCUCCAGAAAGUGUAGAGCAUUAGCUACACUUUUGCAGUUCUUCAUGAUAUCUUUCAAAAAAGCCGCAUUAGAAAGGAUUACAGUGGGGGGAAAAAGUAUUUAGUCAGCCACCAAUUGUGCAAGUUCUCCCACUUAAAAAGAUGAGAGAGGCCUGUAAUUUUCAUCAUAGGUACACGUCAACUAUGACAGACAAAAUGAGAAAAAAAAAUCCAGAAAAUCACAUUGUAGGAUUUUUAAUGAAUUUAUUUGCACAUUAUGGUGGAAAAUAAGUAUUUGGUCAAUAACAAAAGUUUCUCAAUACUUUGUUAUAUACCCUUUGUUGGCAAUGACACAUGUCAAGUGUUUCUGUAAGUCUUCACAAGGUUUUCACACACUGUUGCUGGUAUUUUGGCCCAUUCCUCCAUGCAGAUCUCCUCUAGAACAGUGAUGUUUUGGGGCUGUCGCUGGGCAACACGGACUUUCAACUCCCUCCAAAGAUUUUCUAUGGGGUUGAGAUCUGGAGACUGGCUAGGCCACUCCAGGACCUUGAAAUGCUUCUUACGAAGCCACUCCUUCGUUGCCCGGGCGGUGUGUUUGGGAUCAUUGUCAUGCUGAAAGACCCAGCCACGUUUCAUCUUCAAUGCCCUUGCUGAUGGAAGGAGGUUUUCACUCAAAAUCUCAUGAUACAUGGCCCCAUUCAUUCUUUCCUUUACACGGAUCAGUCGUCCUGGUCCCUUUGCAGAAAAACAGCCCCAAAGCAUGAUGUUUCCACCCCCAUGCUUCACAGUAGGUAUGGUGUUCUUUGGAUGCAACUCAGCAUUCUUUGUCCUCCAAACAUGACGAGUUGAGUUUUUACCAAAAAGUUAUAUUUUGGUUUCAUCUGACCAUAUGACAUUCUCCCAAUCCUCUUCUGGAUCAUCCAAAUGCACUCUAGCAAACUUCAGACGGGCCUGGACAUGUACUGGCUUAAGCAGGGUGACACGUCUGGCACUGCAGGAUUUGAGUCCCUGGCGGCGUAAUGUGUUACUGAUGGUAGGCUUUGUUACUUUGGUCCCAGCUCUCUGCAGGUCAUUCACUAGGUCCCCCCGUGUGGUUCUGGGAUUUUUGCUCACCGUUCUUGUGAUCAUUUUGACCCCACGGGGUGAGAUCUUGCGUGGAGCCCCAGAUCGAGGGAGAUUAUCAGUGGUCUUGUAUGUCUUCCAUUUCCUAAUAAUUGCUCCCACAGUUGAUUUCUUCAAACCAAGCUGCUUACCUAUUGCAGAUUCAGUCUUCCCAGCCUGGUGCAGGUCUACAAUUUUGUUUCUGGUGUCCUUUGACAGCUCUUUGGUCUUGGCCAUAGUGGAGUUUGGAGUGUGACUGUUUGAGGUUGUGGACAGGUGUCUUUUAUACUGAUAACAAGUUCAAACAGGUGCCAUUAAUACAGGUAACGAGUGGAGGACAGAGGAGCCUCUUAAAGAAGAAGUUACAGGUCUGUGAGAGCCAGAAAUCUUGCUUGUUUGUAUGUGACCAAAUACUUAUUUUCCACCAUAAUUAUACCAAAUAAAUUCAUUAAAAAUCCUACAAUGUGAUUUUCUGGAUUUUUUUUUCCUCAAUUUGUCUGUCAUAGUUGACGUGUACCUAUGAUGAAAAUUACAGGCCUCUCUCAUCUUUUUAAGUGGGAGAACUUGCACAAUUGGUGGCUGACUAAAUACUUUUUCCCCCCACUGUACCUACACAUACUGAGCAGCUCAUGUUAUAGACAGAAGCGUGUUACAUGGCAGACUAAUCCAAACUCAUCUCUCGGCAUGUCCAGCCCAUCCAUUAUCUCAGCCAAUGAUGGCUAGUUGGAAGGUUCCUGUCUUUUUCCGUGGCUAAACCAACUAGGCUCGUAAUUUAACAAUUGUAUUCGUAUUUACAGAUGGCAUACAAGUUUGUCAUUAAGUCACAUUAAAGUUUACAUGUUCCAGAAGGCACUUCUGCCACAAAACGCAUUUUGAUUUAAAAAAAAGAACGUUUACAUUCAAAUGCCUCUCCUGUGAAGUAGUGACAUUUUUGGAUGUUUUAUUUUUUUAUUUUACCAACAUUAUUUACAUUUAUCAGGGGGUGCUGCAGCACUCCUACUUCCCUGCGGCUAUGGCUGGAUGCUGUCUUUUCAUUUCAAUGUACAUGAUAUUAGCAUCAAGUAGAAGGUGUAGUACUUUAUGUCUGCUUCUGGUAUUAAAGAGAUAGUUUAGUGCUGUUGAAACUGACUAGUCGGAGCAAUCCACUGUUUGUGUAUGCUUGCUUGUCAUGUUCAUAUCCCUUUAAUGAAACUCUUCUCCUCUUCAUACAGGUGACUUUUGUCUUUUUCAUCUGCAAUGCCAUGUGGCUGGUGGCGACUUUCACUCUUCAGGCCAUUGGAACCUCAGUCACCAUCAGAAUCCCAAAACACAAUCUCAAUCUGACUCAGACUAGGGAGUAUCUAUUCAUCGAUCCAGUAGGACUGAUGUUCCUUUUGGGAUUUGCAUCCUUACUGCUGAUCCAGUUCUUUGCCAUGUUCUACCACAGGUGAUUAUUUUAAUUAUUUAUUUAUUUAUAGGCAGGAUCACCAAAUUCCAACCCACAUUUUCAAAAUACUCUCUAUUCUUGAUUUAAUGUUUUAUUUUAUUUAUUUUUUACGAACAAUGUGAUUUAGGUUGACUUUAUAUUAUGAUCCAUUAACCCAUGAAAUCGUACCAAUUUUAUAGCUGUUACAUUAUUAUUUUGUUUUUGUUCCUUUAGAAUUUACACUCUGAUCCAUUUUGUUGCAUUUGUGAAUACGGAGUCCAAGACUGGGAGAAGACUAUCAGACGAUGACAUGCAG